Habropoda laboriosa is the source of this 2032-nucleotide messenger RNA. It is a transcript of the gene CPT2, whose product is annotated as carnitine O-palmitoyltransferase 2, mitochondrial. Gene Ontology annotation, biological process: fatty acid beta-oxidation. Gene Ontology annotation, molecular function: carnitine O-palmitoyltransferase activity. The record is from RefSeq and is a predicted model, not a curated record. The coding region runs from base 38 to 2032 and encodes 664 amino acids. The transcript has 7 exons. Gene Ontology annotation, cellular component: mitochondrion. Lineage: Eukaryota; Metazoa; Arthropoda; Insecta; Hymenoptera; Apidae.
AGUUGAUAGUAAAUAAGUCUUAUAAGAUAAUUACAAUAUGCUCUCUUUCAUAUUAAAAUUUAACUACUAUAAGACAAAACUGAUUGAUCAGGGAAAAGUGCAAUUAUUAUUAAGAGCAUCAAGAAGCAUAUCCACAAAAUGGAAUGAAGAAUAUCAAUAUAUUGAAAGAAGUAAGACUCCAACAUUGCAUUUUCAACCAUCUCUACCACGUUUACCUAUUCCAAAAUUAGAGGACACAUGCAAGAGGUAUUUAAAUGCACAGAGACCAUUGUUAUCUAAAGAACAGCUAGAAAAAACUACAACUUAUGUUGAUCAAUUUCUGACUAAAGAAGGUGUUAAGUUGCAAAAAGAACUUAUUGAGAAUGAUGCUAGAAAUCGUCAUACUAGUUAUAUUAGUGAACCUUGGUUUGAUAUGUAUCUCAGGGACCGUAAAUCUUUACCAAUCAAUUAUAAUCCCUUCUUAGUUCUUGAACCAGCAAAUAAUGCAAAAUAUAACAUGCAAUUAGUAAAAGCUACAAAUCUUGUUAUAUCAUCACUAAGAUUCAUGAAGUCAUUAAAAGAAAAUGUUCUACGACCAGAGAUAUUUUAUUUAAAACCUGAAACAUCUAGCAGUAACACAUUUCAUACAGUUACAAGAUUACUACCACCUCAAUUCAGUUGGUAUGGAGCUUACUUAUUUAAGGCUUUUCCAUUGGAUAUGUCACAAUAUCACAACUUAUUUAAUACAACAAGAUUACCAAAACCAGAGAAAGAUGAAAUUUAUGAAAAUACAUCUGGAAAACAUAUAAUUGUAAUGAGAAAAGGACACUUCUAUUGUGUUGAUGUAAUGGAUGAAAAUGGUUAUAUUCAGGAACCAAAUGCAAUAGCAGAUUGUCUAAAGUAUAUUUUAGAAGAAAACUUAUCAGACAGUGAAAGCCCUAUUGGAGUACUUACAACAUUAAAUCGUGAUUUAUGGGCUAAUACGAGAAUGCAUUUAUCACAAAUUGGUAAUCAAGAAGUUCUACAAAAAAUAGACUCUGCUAUAUUUAUGAUGAUACUAGAUGAUUUGCUUAUUGGUACUGACUAUAACAAGUUGAUUGGAACAUAUCUUCAUUCUGGUGGAACAAACAGGUGGUUUGAUAAGUCAUUUUCUUUAAUUGUUACAAAGGAUGGAUUUGCUGGAAUAAAUUUUGAACAUUCUUGGGGAGAUGGAGUAGCUGUCUUAAGAUUUCUUAAGGAUGUAAAUGAUGAUAUAACAAAACAGCCAAAAUUCUGUCCUGACGAUAUUCAGCAUCUUGGGACAGGAACAAUGAAGGUCAAGAAACUUGAAUUUGUUAUAGAUGAUAAAAUACAAACUGCUGUUAAUUCACAAAAGACAAAGUUUCAAGAAUGGUCCAGAGAAUUAAGUAUUGAUCAUAUGAUAUUUAAUGAAUUUGGUAAAAAUAAAUGUAAACAAUUUGGUGUAAGUCCCGAUGCAAUUAUGCAGUUGGCAUUUCAGUUAGCUUUAUACUAUCAAACAAACUGUGCAGUACCGACGUAUGAAUCUUGUAGUACGGCUGCAUUCAAACAUGGUCGAACAGAAACUCUUAGGUCCUGUACAAUGGAAACAAAAAAAACUUGUGAAGUUAUAGCUCAGAAGAAUGGCAACUUAUCCAUGUCCGAAUUAAAACAUUUAAUAAUUAAUUGUAGUAACGUUCAUAAUAAACUCUCUAAAGAAGCUGUUAUGGGACAGGGAUUUGAUAGACAUUUAUUUGCAUUAAAAAAAAUUUGGGAACAUUCAAACACUCCAAAACCAGCUAUUUUUGAGGAUCCAGCAUAUGAUAAUAUAAACAAUAACAUUUUAUCUACUUCGACUCUUUCGGAUCCAGCUAUAUAUUGUGGCGGUUUUGGACCUGUAGUAAAUAAUGGAUAUGGAAUCGGAUACAUGAUUCAAGACGAAAGAUUGGGAGCUAUUGUAACAAGUUAUAAAAGUAAUUGCAACGCGAACGAAUAUGUAAAAUGUUUGGAGAAGGCAUUUGAAAAUAUUCAUCAGGUUAUGGCCUAUGGAAAAUAA